ACCGGCGCUCAUCGCAUCGAAAGCUCCGCUGCGGAGCCGAGAAAAUAUUGUUAAUUCCCAUUUGAAGUGCAGCUUGUGGAAGGAAAUUUCAAGUUUGUUUGUUCAAACGCCGAGUGCAAGUGCAAGAAGCAACUGAAAAGUUAUCAGAUCUAAAGAAAAGUCAUUUAAUGUGGAUCAAUUAAGCCUGGCUGUAAAGUGCAUAGUUAGAGUGAAUAAAUAAGUUAGUUGGAGCAAUCAAAGCCAUGGAGACUGCAGCGAACUCGGGCGACUCCAAGAAGCCUUUCAAAGUCAAGGACGUAACACGCAACAUUAAGAAGGCUGUCUGCGCCUCCAGUCUGGAGGAGAUCCGCAGCAAGGUGGCGGAGAAGUUCGAGAAGUGCGACCACCUGCCCACCAUCCACCUGGACUCCGACGGCACGGAGAUCGACGACGAGGAGUACUUCCGCACCCUCGACGAGAACACGGAACUGGUGGCCGUCUUCCCCGGAGAACAUUGGAUCGAUCCCACCCACUACGUGACGAUAACCACUCCACAUGGCACCGAGGCGGGAACUGGAAACGGGGAUCUAAACGGAGGAGGCGAGGGCGACACCACCGAUGCCAACAACUCGGAGUCGGCUCGCAUCCGCCAGUUGGUGGGUCAGCUGCAGAACAACCUCUGCAACGUGUCCGUGAUGAACGAUGCGGACCUGGACUCGCUCUCCAACAUGGAUCCCAACUCGCUGGUGGACAUCACGGGAAAGGAGUUUAUGGAGCAGCUCAAGGAUGCGGGAAGGCCACUGUGUGCCAAGCGAAAUGCCGAGGAUCGCUUGAAUCUGUUGAAGCUUCUGAAAGCUGGUGCCAUUUUCUGCUCGGAACGCUACCCAGAGGAUGCGGAGGCCAUCGACCGGGAGAUUGGACGCCAGUUGAACGAGGCGGAGAGCGGACAGAUGAGCACCACAACGACGAGCAACACCCGCACCAUCGAGGUGGUGCAGUGCGACAAUCAGAACACGACGAUAACAAUUACGGUGGGCGAGGCCACCACCACGUGCUCCGCAGCCAGUGGAGCCAUGGGAUCCUCCGCUGCCGAAGCGGCGGCCAACGAGGCCAAUGCCAAUCCAAAUAGAAAUCCAAAUGCCAACGGCGACAUCUGACUGCCCAUUCUGGGCAGUCUAAGGUGAAGUCUGCCGGCGGAGGACUAAGCAACUGGGUGUGCAAAUCAAAAUCAAGAGCCAUGAGGAUAUACCGAAGACAUCAGUCCUGCAACAUUGGGUUAACAUAAAUCGUAUUUGUAGCAUGUAAUUAGGCACUGCGAAAUCAGCGAAAUCAGCUAAAACGAAACGGAGACAAAAUCAAGUCAUGGAGAAUGCUUCAUAGUAUCUAAGAGCAAAUGAAAGUUAACGAACAAUACACGUACUAGAUUUAAACACCGGGUCACCAGAUCAAAAGAGGUCACGGCCCACGCAGAUUUGAAGAGUCUUUUAGCAAUCACAGUCAACGGAAUCGUAUUUAACCGUAUAUACACGAGUCACUCCAAGCCGUACUAGAUGCAUAAUAAUCAAAGGUUAGCGAAGUAAGAAUUAUACUUGAGGUAGAGUCCCAAAACCAGAGCGAACCCCAAUUGGAUGGAUGGAGGUGUCCCAGGAAACUGUUGAUUUGCUUGCCGUGUAAAUUGUGUUACGAAUAGUAGGUAGAAUGGAAACGCACAUCAAAAAUUGUUUUUAGACCAAUGCCAUUGUGAAUGUCAUUCGUUAAAGGCCAAUUGAGACUGACUGAAUUUAUGUGUAAUAGGUUUUUUCGUGGUUUGAGCGGUUCGGGACAGAUCGGAUGGAAGCCUCCAGCGCUGCUGCCCUGUCCUCCCAGAAUCCCCGUCUUCCCGCCCCCGAAUCCAUAGCCAAAGAAUUUACGCGACAGCAAACAUUGUUAGCUAAUUAAACAAUAAAGGAACACAAUAACGCAAAUUGCAAUUGCCCAAUCAAAGUUGGUAACUGUCUACAAUUCGAAUAAGCAAUAAGGGAAACCGUAAACGAAAACGAAAAUGAAAAGGAAAUCUUAAACCAAAUGCAAACAGAAAACAAUUAUUAAAUAUAGUGAAACGCAUACAGUACAUGCAAGUGAAACCCCGAGGCAAACUAUAUACACGAAAGCAAAGUAAUAAAAGAUGAUUAUUAAACUAAA
Molecule: messenger RNA, 2160 nt
Organism: Drosophila teissieri
Lineage: Eukaryota; Metazoa; Arthropoda; Insecta; Diptera; Drosophilidae
Gene: Drep1
Product: DNA fragmentation factor subunit alpha
Exons: 4
Coding region: 243-1136 (297 amino acids)
Biological process (GO): regulation of apoptotic process; apoptotic process
Source: RefSeq, a predicted model, not a curated record